Messenger RNA from Enhydra lutris kenyoni (northern sea otter), 729 nucleotides. RefSeq names its product myosin light chain kinase, smooth muscle-like. Gene Ontology annotation, molecular function: myosin light chain kinase activity. Gene Ontology annotation, cellular component: stress fiber; lamellipodium; cleavage furrow. The annotation marks the transcript as partial. Lineage: Eukaryota; Metazoa; Chordata; Mammalia; Carnivora; Mustelidae. The transcript has 2 exons. The record is from RefSeq and is a predicted model, not a curated record. Gene Ontology annotation, biological process: tonic smooth muscle contraction.
AUGUUACAGAGCAACCCCACCAGAGCCCCCCUGUGGGGGAGGGAGCCUGCCAGCUGUGAGGGCCUCUGCAGCCCGGGAGCCGGUGCUGAUGGUGGUGGCCGUGACUGCUAUGGGACCCUGAGGCCCGGCUGGCCUGCGAGAGGGCAGGGUUGGCCGGAGGAGGAAGACGGUGAGGACGUGCGGGGGCUGCUGAAGAGGCGCGUGGAGACUCGGCAGCACACCGAGGAGGCCAUCCGCCAGCAGGAGGUGGAACAGCUGGACUUCCGUGACCUCCUGGGGAAGAAGGUGAGUACCAAGACCGUUUCAGAAGAAGACCUCAAGGAGAUCCCAGCUGAGCAGAUGGAUUUCCGCGCCAACCUGCAGCGGCAGGUGAAGCCGAAGACCGUGUCAGAGGAAGAGAGGAAGGUGCACAGCCCUCAGCAGGUCGACUUCCGCUCGGUCCUAGCCAAAAAGGGGACUCCUAAGACCCCGGUGCCUGAGAAGGCACCUCCUCCCAAACCUGCCACCCCAGAUUUCCGCUCGGUGUUAGGCAGCAAGAAGAAAUUACCAGCGGAGAAUGGUAGCAACAGCGCUGAGGCCUUGAAUGCCAAAGCAGCAGAAAGUCCCAAGGCCAUGAGCAAUGCCCAGCCUUUAGGGUCCCUGAAACCCUUGGGCAAUGCCAAGCCUGCUGAAACCCUAAAACCUGUGGGCAAUGCCAAACCUGCCGAGCCCACGAAACCCGUGGGCAAC